GAACGCACCCGAACGUCAGUCGAGCGGGGCGCGGUCGCUGUCACGGUGCGGAGUUGGUGUGGUGCUUGUCAUCCGGCCGCCAUUAUCUCGUAUUUAAACGGAUUUGUAAAAUCAAUUAAAGUUUGCAUUGUCGUUGCGUGUUUUUAGUGUUCGGUGCAGCAAAAAUCCCUGGAAAUAUUUGAUUCGUGAUCGUUAAUCUAAAGAUUUUGUGUUGCGAAGUCGUAUGAACAGUGAUAAGUGGUACUGUUAGGUUACUGUGUGUUGGGUGCUAACGUUGUGUAGGGUGGCUCCGGUCUCGCCGGAGCGGCAGGACGCGUGUGGAGCGCAUGCAGAGGGAGCGGUGAGAGCGCGCCCGGCUCAGGGGUCGGGGCGGCCGGCGGCCAAGGAACAGGGACAGCUGCCGACAUGGGGUGCGCCCAGUCGGCCGAGGAGCGUGCGGCUGCAGCUCGCAGCCGACAGAUCGAGAGGAACCUGAAAGAGGAUGGAAUCCAGGCCUCCAAAGAUAUCAAGUUGCUCUUAUUAGGUGCUGGUGAAUCAGGCAAAAGUACUAUAGUCAAACAAAUGAAAAUUAUCCACGAAAGUGGCUUCACAAAUGAAGACUUCAAACAGUACCGGCCGGUGGUGUACAGCAACACGAUUCAGUCGCUCGUCGCCAUCUUGCGUGCUAUGCCCAACCUGGGCAUCACCUACGGCAAUAAGGACCGAGAGAGCGAUGGCAAGAUGGUGUUUGACGUGAUCCAACGGAUGGAGGACACGGAGCCGUUCAGCGAGGAAUUGCUGGCGGCGAUGAAGAGGCUCUGGGCGGACGCAGGCGUGCAGGAGUGCUUCGGUCGCUCCAACGAGUACCAGCUCAACGACUCCGCCAAAUAUUUCCUGGACGACUUGGACCGGUUAGGUGCGAGAGAUUACCAGCCCACCGAACAAGAUAUUUUAAGGACUAGAGUCAAAACCACUGGCAUCGUCGAAGUGCACUUCUCCUUCAAAAACCUUAAUUUCAAAUUGUUCGACGUGGGUGGCCAGCGGUCUGAGAGAAAGAAAUGGAUCCACUGCUUCGAGGAUGUGACCGCGAUCAUAUUCUGCGUCGCCAUGUCCGAGUACGACCAGGUGUUGCACGAGGAUGAGACAACGAACCGUAUGCAAGAGAGUCUAAAGCUGUUCGAUUCUAUCUGCAACAACAAGUGGUUCACCGACACCAGCAUCAUCCUGUUCCUCAACAAGAAGGAUCUGUUCGAGGAGAAAAUACGCAAGUCGCCGCUCACUAUAUGCUUUCCCGAGUACACGGGUGCGCAAGAAUAUGGCGAGGCAGCGGCGUACAUUCAAGCCCAGUUCGAGGCAAAGAACAAGUCUACCACGAAGGAGAUCUACUGCCACAUGACGUGCGCCACCGACACCAACAACAUCCAGUUCGUGUUCGACGCCGUGACCGACGUGAUCAUCGCCAACAACCUGCGCGGCUGCGGCCUGUACUAGAGGCGGGGCGCUGCACUCCGCGCGCACGUUCCCGCGGCCGCGUCGCGGCUCGCUCACGCCGCAGCUACGCGUAUUAUAAUUACCUAUAUAUUUUUAUGGAAAGUAAGCUUACUGGAUAUACCGCCGAUGUGCAGAUAUCAUGUGUCACAUGGCUUGGGGCAUUGUGUAUGAUUUCGACAGCUCCCACCGACAGUGUGCGACUAGAUCCGACUAUCAGGUAGCGUUUCGUUUCCCCCUGUAAUAUAAAACCGUAGUUUGGUUAUUGUCCCGGCGCUCGCGUCGGGGUCGUUUUCGAUUAAUGUGAAUUAGUGAUCUAGUGUUCAAUUCUAAAUUUUGGUGCUAGGCAUUCGGUAUAGUGUUUCGUUGGCACUCGGACGUGGUCGGUCUAGCGGCGCCUGUCGGCAGUCCGGAGCCCCGGUAACAUAUGUGCUUAUAUACUCACUCUCUUACGGACCAAACACAGAAAGGAACCAAUAUUUAGUAUUGAAUAAAACACGGUAGUGAGAUGCAUGAAUACGUUCACAGGCCUACUUAAACUGAUUACAAAACAUCAUUCCAUUAUUAAGUAUUAUAUCACUUAUAAUGAGAAAUUAUUUUUUAUAAACUUUUGAAUGCACAACUGUACCGCUCUAUGGAAUAAGACGACGUCGUUUAUGUUACGUACCUACGAGCAUAGUGUAAGCUAAGUCCUGUCAUCCAAUGUUAUUAUGUUAAGUUAGCAUCGUAUUACGCACAAAUUAUUUAUUCCAGUAAGAGCAUUCAUUUGUUACGCCAUAUACAUAUACAAUUCUGAUUUGUUUUGUGUUCAUAUUUUUCUAUAUCAUUUUACAGUAAUCCUUAAGGUGUAGCCAUUUAAGAUCUAUUCUUGUAUUCAAUUAUUGAAAUCAUGUUAGGUAUUUAUUUUAUCUAGAGUACUUGUAUUAAACGUGGUAUAUGUAAACUUGUCAUGUUUAAUUUUAUAUUAAAAGGUAAUUAACCAAUGUUUAUGAUCAUGUUAAUCUUCGUCAUUAUUUUGUGAAGUGGCUGGAGUCUGUAAUGGUAAGGAAGUUAGCGCGGCGUGUCAUUUAUAUAAUA
This is a messenger RNA of Spodoptera litura, 2544 nucleotides long. It is a transcript of the gene Galphao, whose product is annotated as G protein alpha o subunit. Lineage: Eukaryota; Metazoa; Arthropoda; Insecta; Lepidoptera; Noctuidae. The record is from RefSeq and is a predicted model, not a curated record. Gene Ontology annotation, molecular function: G protein-coupled receptor binding; G-protein beta/gamma-subunit complex binding; GTPase activity. Gene Ontology annotation, biological process: adenylate cyclase-modulating G protein-coupled receptor signaling pathway. Gene Ontology annotation, cellular component: heterotrimeric G-protein complex; cytoplasm.